This is a messenger RNA of Botrytis fragariae, 345 nucleotides long. RefSeq names its product putative duf786 family protein. NCBI's taxonomy places the organism in Eukaryota, Fungi, Ascomycota, Leotiomycetes, Helotiales, Sclerotiniaceae. The record is from RefSeq and is a predicted model, not a curated record. The coding region runs from base 1 to 345 and encodes 114 amino acids. Gene Ontology annotation, biological process: protein folding in endoplasmic reticulum; autophagosome assembly. Gene Ontology annotation, cellular component: endoplasmic reticulum; membrane; EMC complex. The transcript has 2 exons.
AUGCUUACGGAACGAGAAAUGCAAAUAAGUCCGAUUGUGCAAGAGUCUGUGGUACACAACACAAAGACUCUCGCAACUCUCCACAAUCUCACAGCCUCCCUCUUUGGUGUCGCCGCUGGUAUCCUCGGUCUUGAAUCUUACCCUGGAUUCAUAUUCUACAUCUUCUUUACGCUCCUCACUAGUGCUCUCGUAUAUGUGUUUCGGAUAGCUCCGCAUAUGAGUAAAGAUACCAAGGGAGAUCGAUAUUUUAGGGGCGCGUGGGAGUUUUGGUCGGGUGGGUUAGUAGAGGGUCUUAGUGGAUUUGUGUUGACCUGGACUUUAUUUUAUGGAUUGGUUAGGGCGUAA